Messenger RNA from Torulaspora delbrueckii, 654 nucleotides. RefSeq lists its product as uncharacterized. The transcript has a single exon. NCBI's taxonomy places the organism in Eukaryota, Fungi, Ascomycota, Saccharomycetes, Saccharomycetales, Saccharomycetaceae. Bases 1 to 654 code for a protein of 217 amino acids. The record is from RefSeq and is a predicted model, not a curated record.
AUGGAGAAACUGAACUCAUUGGGAUCCAGUUUACCACCUGAAAGGCCCCCAACUGAUCAGGCAAUCGAGUCGUUGAGCGGAGAGCUCUCGCAAGAGUUCAAAAUAGCCGCCAACGCGGUUACAAAACUAUACCGGGUCGCGAAUGAGAGGAAUUCUCUGCUCAAACAUCGAGGGUAUCUCCAUUGUAUAGAAGAUCUGCUCGCCUUGAUGCGUGAAGAACCGGCUUUGUCGGUCGAAGAUAUCCAUCUGUGGUGUCUUCGACAGAGAGGCGAAUUACUACCCUCGCAUCAAACUACGGGGAACAACACAGACCAAGGCAAGAAUUCUGGAUCUCCACGUUAUGACUUUCAUUUCGAUAAUUCAACCACGAAAAGCAGUGGUUCCGAGGUUCCUCAUUUUAGGUUGUCUACACCGCCUUUGAGCGUGGAACAUACGAAUGUUCAAUCCAAGUCAAAAAAGACAAGAUGGAACGUCAAGAAGCACCAGAAUUGGAAGAACAAUAAUCAUACGACCAAGGAAACGGAUUAUUCCUCAAUUUCAUCACCAGAGCAAGACAUCAAUGAUCGUCAAAGAAGAGCCAUUGCUCAUCCAGGCUCGACGAAGAAGCAAAAAGUGGUGACGACAACGCAUCCAAGUACUAGAAGAGUUGAAUAA